AUGCACCGCCCGGGGCCGACGAGAGACUUCCCGGCCGAGCAACUCUGCUCACGACGCCAGGGCAGGAUGGACUAUCUCACCAUCUGGGUGCGCACUCCCGCUGAACCGAGAGCAACGGUGUACCUCCACUCUGCGAAGCAAGAGAAGGAUAUUCACAUGUUCUCUCGACCGCCACUAGAAGGUCUACUACGAGUACUGGCAGACCCAUACCUUGUAUCAGCGCAGUUGUGGGUAGACGCGCGGCAUUCAAAGACGUGGUGUCGGUUCCACGCCGGAGGUUGCGGAGCGGAAAGUGGAGAUCCGGGUCCGGGAAGGAAACGAGAACGGCAUGUCGAGAUUGAGUGGCGAGAAAUAAUCCGGCUGGUGGAUCCGGAGAGGAAGGAGAUUACUGUCAUUGGAACAGAGAAGAAGUGGUGA
Fusarium graminearum PH-1 is the source of this 417-nucleotide messenger RNA. RefSeq lists its product as uncharacterized. NCBI's taxonomy places the organism in Eukaryota, Fungi, Ascomycota, Sordariomycetes, Hypocreales, Nectriaceae. The transcript is spliced from 2 exons. Bases 1 to 417 code for a protein of 138 amino acids. The record is from RefSeq and is a predicted model, not a curated record.